This is a messenger RNA of Anolis carolinensis (green anole), 6311 nucleotides long. It is a transcript of the gene kcnk13, whose product is annotated as potassium two pore domain channel subfamily K member 13. NCBI's taxonomy places the organism in Eukaryota, Metazoa, Chordata, Lepidosauria, Squamata, Anolidae. Bases 2259 to 3500 code for a protein of 413 amino acids. Gene Ontology annotation, cellular component: plasma membrane. The transcript has 2 exons. The record is from RefSeq and is a predicted model, not a curated record. Gene Ontology annotation, biological process: potassium ion transmembrane transport; stabilization of membrane potential. Gene Ontology annotation, molecular function: potassium ion leak channel activity; outward rectifier potassium channel activity.
AGUUAAAGUGGCAUCAAUGUGCAUCAAUUCUACAAGGUAGGUGCACCCCAAGUGCUGGCGCCCCAACAAGAGCCCGACCCACACAAAGGGGAGCGGGGAGCGCCUUGCUUUUCCCUCCCUGGAGAAAUUCCGUGGGGAGGUCUUGCCUUUUCUCCCCCUCCUUUUCCUUUUCCAGAUGCCGGCGCUGAGAUGCGAGAGAGAGAAAGCUCUGCCUGCUGCUCGGGAAGGAGAGGCGCCAGGGGCACCGGGAAGGGAGGAGGCUGGGCUUGCCUUCCCUGGAAAGAAAAGCAGAAAGAAUAAGAGGUCCGGCGCACUCCUUCCGCUUCUCUUUCCACCCCUUACCUUUUGAGGAGCGCUCCACUGAAAAAAGGACGGGCGCGACAGCCUUGCCAAGGCUGGCCGAAAUGAACGGACUCCCCGGACCUUUGUAAGGCGAGGAGCCCAGACCCAUCCCUUCUGGGGUCCUUUUAGUGCCAUCCAGGUUCUGCUUCAAAACCUCCAGAGAAAGAGACUCGACCAAAAGUAGUCGGGAAAGGGUCCCGCCACGCGCCAGAAGACCUUUCUUAAGAAGUCCACCCCAAAGCCAGUGUCCAGCCUUUGAGAAACAUCACUCGUUCCGUUUGAAAGAACAAGAGGAGGAAAUCCGUUUCUCUUGAGCCUCGUCAGUUUCACCAGCCAUCCAUUCUCCUCAGCAGACAAUAUCGACGUUGAUUAGCAUUGAAUAACCUUUCAGCUUCAAAGCCUGCCUGCUUCCUGCCUGGGGGAAUCCUAUGUUGGGAGGUGUUAGCUGGCACUAGAUUGUUUCCUGUCUGGAAUUCCUCUGAUUUCUGAAUGUUGUUCUUUAUUGACUGUCCUGAUUUUAGAAUUUUUAAAUAUUGUUAGACAAUAUUUUGUCAAUGUUCAUGCUUUCCUUCUUUUCUGUUGAAAUUGCCCACCAUACUUGUGAAUUUCAGUGGCUUCUAGUCUGCAAGUGGCUUCUGGUGUGAGAGAUUUGGCCGUCUACAGAGACGUUACCCAGGGGAUGUGCUGUUACCAUCCUGCUGGGAGGCUUCUCUCCUGUCUCCGCAAGAUAGAGCUGACCGUGGGUUUCGAACCGGCAAUUUUCUUUGGUCACCAACCCAACCUUCAAAGUCAAGAGUCCAGUUGGCAUGAAUGUCUAACCCAUUGCGCCAGGUGAGGCCGAGACUUUCUGCCAGAAGCCCUGGAAGACUUUCCAAAAGCCUUUGAAGGAACAAGGGGAGGGAGGGUCCACUUCUGCUGAGUCUGUCCCUUUAACCAGACCUUUGGCGAGGGAGUCCAGGCUUGAAUGAAGGCCACUCCUGCCUCUGAACAAGCAAGGAGAGGGCUCUCUUUCUGCUGAGUCGGCCACCUUUCACCAGCUCCUCCUCCAACGCAGGUAAUAAUGGAUAGACUACUUCGAGGACUUGUUUUACAAGGACCUUUGAGGAAUGCCAUUGGUGCCCUUUGAGGGAACAAGAGGGGCCCACUUCUGCUGAGACUUGUGACUCUCUUGGAUUGGAUUGACUUUUUGGCUCCUAUAACAAGAGGAGGUCUCACUUUCCAAUAAGUUCGCCAUCUAACUCUUGGAUUGGAUUGACUUUUGGGCUCCUAUAACAAGAGGCGGGCUCUCUUUCCAAUGACUUCGCCAUCUACUCUUGGAUUGGAUUGACUUUUUGGCUCCUAUAACAAGAGGAGGUCUCACUUUCCAAUAAGUUCGCCAUCUAACUCUUGGAUUGGAUUGACUUUUGGGCUCCUAUAACAAGAGGAGGGCUCUCUUUCCAAUGACUUCGCCAUCUACUCUUGGAUUGGAUUGACUUUUUGGCUCCUAUAACAAGAGGAGGUCUCACUUUCCAAUAAGUUCGCCAUCUACUCUUGAAUUGGAUUGACUUUUUGGCUCCUAUAACAAGAAGAGGUCUCUCUUUCCAACGACUUCCCCAUCUACUCUUGGACUGGAUUGACAUUUUGGCGCCUACAAACUCUACCGAGUUUCUCCACAUUCGCCAUCUACUCCUCCUCCAAAGGAGGCAACAAAGGAGGCAACACCGUACUGACUUCUUCCCCUUCUCCUUAGGAGGGUAAUAGUGUCUGGACUUCUUCCCUCGUCCCCUCCUCCCCAGCAGCAGGGGCUCCUUGUGGGUUUCCUCUUCCCCAGGAGCAUUGCCUUGACUCUCGGAGCCCAAGGGGAGCCCAAGGGGGUCCCGGGGGAGGCGCCCGUCCUGCCAUGCCCCCUGCCCCCCUCCUGGCUCCGUCGGGGCGCGAUGGGGCUGCGGGGGGCGCCGUCGUGGUGCUGCUGCUGCUGCCUGGGGGGCGCCUGCAACGAGGACAACGCCCGCUUCGCCCUCCUGGCCGCCCUGAUCCUGCUCUACCUGCUCUGCGGGGCGGCCGUCUUCUCCGCGCUGGAGCGGCCCUCGGAGCGGGAGGCGCAGCAGCGCUGGCAGGGCCGCCUCCAGGACUUCUCCCGCCGACACAACCUCUCCGCCGCCGAGCUCCGCGCCUUCCUCCGCCACUACGAGGCCGCCUUCGUCGCCGGCGUCCGCGCCCACCCGCUCCGGCCCCGCUGGGACUUCCCGGGCGCCUUCUACUUCGUCGGCACCGUCGUCUCCACCAUCGGGUUUGGCAUGACCACACCAGCCACCAUUGCAGGCAAAAUUUUCCUGAUAUUCUAUGGCCUUAUAGGCUGUGCAGGGACCAUACUGUUCUUCAACUUGUUCCUGGAGCGCUUGAUCACAAUCAUCGCGUAUAUCAUGAAGUCCUGCCAUGAGAGGCGGCUGAGGCGGAGUGGGGCCCUUACUCAAGUCGUCCAACAAGCCUCUGGGAUCACGGAAGUGGACAGCUUAGCAGGAUGGAAGCCAUCUGUGUAUUACGUCAUGCUGAUCUUGUGCCUAGCAUCACUCAUCAUUUCCUGUUGUGCCUCAGCUAUGUACACUCCAAUGGAAGGAUGGAGCUACUUUGAGUCUCUUUAUUUUUGCUUUGUGGCCUUCAGUACUAUUGGCUUUGGGGACCUCGUGAGUAGCCAGAAUGCCCAGUAUGAGAACCAAGGCCUUUACCGAUUUGGCAAUUUCAUCUUCAUACUCAUGGGGGUGUGUUGCAUCUAUUCCUUGUUUAACGUGAUCUCUAUUGUUAUCAAACAGUCCAUAAACUGGAUAUUAAAGAAACUGGAGUGGACAUGCCAUAAAUGCCAAAGAAAAUUCUUCCGAUCGCGCAGGAACGUUGUGGUGCCAGGGACUACGCGGAACCAGCGCAACAUAUCCAUUGAAUCUGAUGGUGUCAUAGAGAGCGAUACAGAUGGACGCAGAAUGUCUGGCGAGAUGAUCUCCAUGAAAGACCUUUUGGCCUCUAACAAAGUGUCACUGGCCAUCAUGCAGAAACAGUUGUCUGACAGUGCCAAUGGCUUUCCGAGACAGAUGAACAGCGUUCCUAGGCAAAACGGAUUCGCUGGUGGAGUGGGUGCUUUGGGGAUUAUGAAUAACAGACUGGCAGAGACAAGUACAGAUAGGUAGACAUCAACACUGGGAGUACAUCAGUGAACGCAGAUUAAGUAGAGACAGAGCAAGCCUUUUAAAAGGGGGGAUCCCUAACAGUUUUGCUGGUAGUUCUGUUGCUUUUGCAUCAGGGCAACAAUUUGCCUUACAGAAUACAUUGUAGAUGUUUCCAUCAGAUCAUACAGCUUUACCUACAGACUUCUGCAGUACAUGUUCUGUUGAAGUCCAAGCUAGAAGCAGAGAAAUGAGUGUAGUAAAGCCAUGGGAUGCUAAUCUUUCUAUACUGAGAACGCCGUUCUGGAAGCUGCUUUGUUGGCUCCACUGUUUCAGCAUCAAAGAAUAAUAGUGCUGGCAGAAAGGGGAAUUUGCAUCAUCAGGGCCUGGCCUUUCCCACAGCAUUGGCACAAGUUAGGCACUCGUUAUUUGCAUCUUAUUUGGAUACUUUUCCAGCUUCAUACUUUGAUUUACUUUGCACCCUUUGGAAUGCUAGUAUAAAGAGUAACCAGGUUGCACUGUAAAUCAUGCCUUGGUUGGUGUCAGAAGCACAUUUGCAGGAUAAGACAAGCAUGUCUGGUGGAUUCAUUAUUAUUAUUGCAGCAGCAGCAGCAGCAGCAAAUCCACUCUCUGUAUUUACAGCCAUUCUUAUUGUCGCUGCUCCAAAUAUUGUGGUGAUCAUCCACACGCCGAGCCCUUUUCCUAGUAGAGAGUUGGCACUGGGAGAGUUCCUGAACAACCUGGAGUAGCUACAGGAAAACAUUUACAGAGACCUGCAUUCGUUUUCAGUACUGACUAGAGUAAACCUAUUAAAUCCAUUGAUUUCAUUUGUCUGUUGACUCGCCAGUUGGGAUUAUCCAACCACAGUGGAUUAACAACAAUCACUUGAUAUGUUUGUGCCUUGAUUCCUAAAUAACAACAACAUUACAACAUUAUUCUCAGGUUUCCAGUGCUCAAAAACUACUAAUUACUUGCUCUUACUUUAUAAACCCUUUCACACCCCACAAUUAUAGCAGUAUGGUACCACUUUAACUGCCAUGUUUCUAUCCUAUGAAGUCCUUAGAUUUGCAGUUUAGAAAAAGGAUAUUUGGAACUGUCUAGUAUGACACCAAACUAACUCGGGGUUUGCAUUUCUGAAAGGGAUAUUUAGAAUUAUUGUAUCACCAAACUAUAAACUGUGAUGGUUAAAAAUUGAAUCGUAGUGUUAUAAUUCUGUAGUGUGAAAAGGUUUAUGACACUGGAAAACAAUUCUUCUUGAAUCUUUUCAGCCAGAUAAAGAGCUAAACAUGAUAUGUUUCCAAACAAAAGUAUAAAACAGUGGCCCAAUCUGAAAGUAUUGUGCACUGGAAAGUGCUGUGCAAGAAUAGUUUUAUGUAUGAGAAGGUGCUGGAAGCAAUCACUCAGAAGAGAGAUGGAAAAGUAAUUAUGCAUCCAUUGUUCAGAAUUCAUUUGUGUUUGAAUUCAAAAAACAUGAGCACUGUGCUUUUGCAUAAUGAACACCUUUGGAAAUUGAACAGUUGAUCUUUCUUCUGACCCUCAAACUCCUUUGUCUUAUUAUAUACAUCCAAAUUCUUGUGCAGCAGGAUUCUCAUAGAAUCACAGAGUUGGAAAAGACCACAAAAGACAUCCAAGUCCAACCUCAUCCUGCUAUGCAGGAACACACGAUCAAAGCACUCUAGACAGUUGGCAUCAGCCACUGCUUAAAAAUCUCCAGAAAAAAAGACCCCAUCAUAUUUCAAGGAAGGGUAUUCCACUGUCCAACAGCUCUUGCCAUCAAGAAGUUAUUCCUAGUGGUUAGGUGGAACCUCUUUUCCUGUAGUUUGAAACGACUGCUCCAUAGACAAGUCUCUAGAACAACAAAAAACAAACUUGCCCACUCCUCAAAAUUCUUUGCGAUAGUUAGAAAUUGGAAUGCCCCCUCUUAACCUUUUCUUUUCCAAGCUAAACAUAUCCCGGUGCCCAGAACUGGACACAGUAUUCCAAAUAAGGUCUGACCAAAGCAGAAUAGAAUGGUACUAUUACUUCUCUUAGUCUAGACCAGGCAUGGGCAAACUUUGGUCAUCCAGGUGUUUUGGACUUCAACUCCCACCAUUCCUAACAGCCUCGGGCCCCUUCCUUUUCCCCCCUCAGCCACUGUUAGAUGUGGAUGCACAUACGUAAAACCACUAUCUCACACACAAAAGGGGUAGGACAAAGCACAUGUUUUUGCUUGAAAAUAAAAACCUGCUGCCAGACACACACUAUAAACUAAAUCCCUUAGAAUAUUCUGACAUAAGAGUUUUCAGAAAGUAAUGCCUACAGAUGUUCCAUUAGGAAAACUGGAUGCACACUUAUCACUAUCCUCAAUACACAAAACCCUAAGAAAAGGUCAUUGUUCCUAAACAAAUCCCAAAACCUGUAAAGGGAGUGGUUAAAACAAAAAACCACUCUUUUUACAGCUAAAUCCACAGACUUUAUUUAAACAGUGAACUGAAAUUAUAAUAUGUGACAUAGAAAGAACAAAGAGAAAUCAGCAGUAGAAUUGUAUUAUCUAGGGAUUUUGUCCAUCAGUUUUGUUAAACUGGAAACUUUUAACUUGGAGAUAAAGUGACUGUGAUCUCCUAGGUAUCUUUUUAUUAAAUAUUUUCAUUAAUGGAAGAAAGUGGCACUUUUUCUUUGUAAUUUAAAUAUGAUUCCAAUUUUGAAUAUAUUUCUUCUGAAAGGACUGUGAAAUUUACACACAAACUAACAUGAUGGCAUCAUAAACUGAAGUGAUCUAAGUGGAAUGAAAUCCAGCAUCACAAAAUGUGCAGUGAUGUAUUUGAAAGUAAACAAUAAAAUAUGCUUGUUAUCGGC